Molecule: messenger RNA, 1655 nt
Organism: Protopterus annectens (West African lungfish)
Lineage: Eukaryota; Metazoa; Chordata; Ceratodontiformes; Protopteridae
Product: phosphoglycerate kinase 1
Exons: 11
Coding region: 136-1389 (417 amino acids)
Biological process (GO): glycolytic process; gluconeogenesis
Cellular component (GO): cytosol
Molecular function (GO): ATP binding; ADP binding; phosphoglycerate kinase activity
Source: RefSeq, a predicted model, not a curated record
CUACGUGCGUGUUCUCCAGUGACUAGUAUAAAUUAGUGAGGAGGCGGCCUGUAUUCUUUAGCUGCAGUGCGGUGUAAGUGUUUUGGAGAUUUAGUGUUCGUGUGACUGGUAUUUGUAACUUAUCUUGGUUCCAAAAUGUCUCUCUCUACCAAGCUUACACUGGAUAAGGUUGAUGUCAAGGACAAGAGGGUUAUUAUGCGGGUUGACUUCAAUGUCCCUAUGAAGGCCAAUAAAAUCACAAAUAACCAAAGAAUCAAAGCUGCUAUUCCUUCAAUCAAGUAUUGUUUAGAUAAUGGAGCGAAGUCUGUGGUUUUGAUGAGCCACUUGGGUCGGCCAGAUGGUGUACCUAUGCCAGAAAAAUACUCGCUGGAACCAGUAGCAGCAGAACUUAAAGCCCUGCUGGAAAGGGAUGUUACAUUUCUGCAUGACUGUGUUGGAGAAGAGGUUGAGAGAGCCUGUGCUGAUCCUGCCCAUGGUAGUGUCAUUCUCCUGGAAAAUCUACGUUUCCAUGUGGAGGAGGAAGGUAAAGGAGUGGAUGCUUCAGGGAAGAAGGUUAAGGCAGAUGCUGCUCAGGUCCAGGCUUUCAGAGCUUCCCUUUCUAAACUGGGAGACGUUUAUGUCAAUGAUGCCUUUGGAACUGCGCACAGAGCUCAUAGUUCUAUGGUUGGUGUGAACUUGCCACAGAAAGCUGCUGGGUUUUUAAUGAAGAAGGAACUGGAUUAUUUUGCAAAAGCCCUGGAGAAUCCAGAAAGACCCUUCUUGGCUAUCCUUGGUGGUGCCAAAGUACAAGAUAAGAUCCAGUUGAUAGAUAAUCUGUUGGACAAAGUGAACGAGAUGAUUAUUGGCGGAGGCAUGGCUUUCACAUUCCUCAAAGUACUUCACAAUAUGGAGAUUGGCAAUUCCCUGUAUGAUGAAGAGGGUGCAAAGAUAAUUAAGGAUCUAAUGGCAAAGGCAGAGAAGAAUUCUGUGAAAAUCAAUUUGCCUGUCGACUUUGUCACUGCUGAUAAAUUUGACGAGAAUGCAAACACUGGAACAGCCACUGUGAAAUCUGGAAUACCUGCAGGCUGGAUGGGAUUGGACUGUGGUCCUCUGAGCUCUAAAGCAUUUGCAGAAGCUGUUUGCAGGGCAAAACAGAUUGUAUGGAAUGGACCAGCUGGUGUAUUUGAAUAUGAAAAAUUUGCCACUGGUACAAAAGAUCUGAUGGAUAAAGUAGUAGAAGCGACACACAAUGGAUGCAUCACCAUUAUUGGUGGUGGAGAUACAGCCACAUGCUGUGCCAAGUGGGGUACAGAGGACAAAGUCAGCCACGUCAGUACUGGAGGCGGUGCUAGCUUGGAGCUCCUAGAAGGCAAAGUUCUUCCUGGUGUGGAUGCCCUGAGCAACAUGUAAUGUGGUUCUGACAUGGGACAUGUCUCCAUUUGGACACUUUAAUACUAAAGUGCAAUAGAGAUCCUAAGUAAAAUCUGUCUCACUGGUCUUGAGACAGGCUGCUAUUUUGGGAUUUAUCUGCAUACUGUAGUUUGAACAGGAAUAGAAAGCACUUUUGUGCAUCUUGCCUUUGAAAGGUUCUGUCAACAUGCUGUAAUUUUGCUAAAUUAUUUUUGCAGUGCUUUUGAAGUCCUUAAAGUAAUUGCUAAAUAAAACUUUGCAACAGA